Molecule: messenger RNA, 499 nt
Organism: Dentiscutata heterogama
Lineage: Eukaryota; Fungi; Glomeromycota; Glomeromycetes; Diversisporales; Gigasporaceae
Source: the annotation of a GenBank genome assembly
AUGCAUAUCUUAAGAGAUAUCAAGAAUAGAGAGGCUGUUGGGUUUUCUAAACUUGGUAGCAUCCACAAAUUAGAACUUGAAAAAGCAUUGCGUAGUAGCAUCAAAACUGCUUCUGAUAUUGCUAAUGAAUAUAAAGAUCUGCAAGGUAAACAUAAAUUGGAAGCUGAGAUAGGGCGUAAGGAUUCUGAAAUCACUUCUCUUGGAGCUAAAGUAAAUGAGCUAGAAAAAAAAGAAAGAGGUCUAAUAUGCAGAUAUGGGUUAAUUAGCUAUUUUAGGUCUAGAGUAAAAGAAUUGAAAGAUCAGUUAGAACAACAAAUAUUUUUGUCUUUCCACAAACCAAACAUAAUAGGUGAAGCUGAAGCAGAUCUAGACUCAGCUAAAAACUCUUUGGAAAAAGAGUCCUUUUCUCAAGAAACUAAUACUCAUUUAGCAAAACAGAUUUCGGAAGCAUCUAGUAAGUUUAAUGAAGUGAUUGAAGGUGAUAGCAAACCAGAGAAAG